GGCAGAUUCUCAACCACUGUGCCACCAGGGAAGCCCUCUAUAAUUUUUUGAGGGUCAUAGUGACCAAGGUGGAAAAACUUUCACCAGAAAAACGUUAAUUAUUAAUAGCAAUUACUUGGAAAGAAUAUAAAAGGAUUCCUCAAUUCUCUCAAAUGAUAGAAUGUACUCUAUAAAGAUUCAUCUGAAAUAAUGAAGACUGUUAGAACCAUAUCUUUUCUUGUCUUCUUCAGCUACAUUAAAUGUCAGACUCUUCAGAGAAGUUUACUAGAUGCAGCCAUGCAGCACACUAAUAGCCAGAAUUAUCUAGAGGAGAACUUAAGAGCUGUCACUAGUAUUAUGGUUGCACAGUUUCUUCAGAAAUUGACUUAUGAAAAAGUACAAACCAUAGUUAAAGAAUUACUAGAUCUUGCAGAGAAGUGCAAGAGCCUCAAGCCACACGAAUCACCUUCAGAAUGUUGUCACCAAUUGAUGACUACCUUCCUAGAGCAUAUUUGCAAUAACCAAGGGUUGGCUGACAGACAUGUAUUUUCUGACUGUUGCAAUACAAAUAAUUCAGCAAGACACAAGUGCUUCCUAUCAUACAAAAAGGAUGUUGCAGGUUACAGUGAUAUAUUCCAAAUUUCAAAUCCUGAGCAGAUCUGUGAGAUGGACAAAGAGAAUCCAGUGCCAGUGAAAGAGAAGUACAUUUAUGAAACUUCUAGGAAACAUCCAUUCUUGUACGGACCCACUAUUCUGACCAUGUCUGCUUGCUACGAAACAGCCGUUCAGUCUUGUUGCCGAGAAGAAAAUAAGACUGAAUGCUUCCAGAUAAAGCUAGAACCCAUCAGAAAAUACGUUAGAGAAAUAUCUUUGAGGCAUCACCACUUAUGUGAGAUUGGGAUUAAAUUCAACCACAAAGUAGCAAAAGCAGUGGAAUUGGUUCUGUUGACUAAAAAACAACCUAGAGCUAACUUUUCUGAAAUUGCCAAAUUGGCCAUGGAUAUUAAAAAUCUGCAUCAGAUCUGUUGUGAAGGAAAUGCAGUAGCGUGUGUGCUUGGCAGAAGCCAGCUUAUGAACUAUACCUGCUCUAAACAGGCUACACUAUCCAGCAAGAUCACUCCAUGCUGUGAACUGCCAGAACCAUUCCGAGGGGAAUGCAUUAUCAACUCAGAAAAUGACAAACCUGAUCUCUCAUCCCUGCCACUUAGCAGGUUUACAGAAGACCAGUUUGUAUGCAAACAAUUCACUGACAAACAAGAUGACAUCCUACAAGAGUUUCUUUAUGAAUAUUCAAGAAGACAUCCAGAGUUGGCAGUUCCAGUGAUUUUAAGAGUGGAUACAGUAUAUCAAAACUUACUGGGAAAAUGCUGUAAAUUAGAAAAUCCUCUGGAAUGCUAUAGUCAUGGGGAAGAGAUGUUUCAAAGAGUGGUUCGUGAAAGCCAUGAGCAUGUGAAAAAUCAGUGUGAUUUACAUGAGAAAUUAGGAGCUAGUAACUUCCAUGACAGGCUCAUAGUCCUUUAUACUAAGAAAGCCCCACAACUAUCUGCUCAGGAGUUGGUUAUAUUCACGAAGAACAUGGCAGCUGCUGCCACCAAAUGUUGCCCACUGAAUGAUGAGCAACAGUUUGCUUGCAUGGAGAACUCGGCAAAGCUAAUUCUUGGAGCUUUAUGCAGAAGACACGAGGCAGAGCCUAUCAAUGCCGGCGUGGGUCACUGCUGUGAUGACUCGUAUGCCUUCAGGAAGCCUUGCUUUGAUGAUCUGCAAGUAGAUGCAACUUACAUUUCUCCACAUUUAUCCUGUGACCAAGUCGUCAACCUUAAUGAGGACUUGUGCAGAGCUCAGGAGGAGGAAUUACAAACCGAAAAGCAAAAACUCCUCAGCAACCUUGUGAAGCAGGAACCAUAUGCAGCAGAGAUGCAGUUCCAAUCAGUUAUUGUGGAUUUUGCUCACCUGGUGGAGAUGUGCUGUCAAGCAGAGAAAAGUGAAAUGUGUCUCCAAGAAGAGUGAGAAGUUGGAACCAAGGACAGUAACAGAAAUAAUAAAACCAUUGAAAAAUAACCUUAUGAAAGGAAGUGAAAGAUUUUGGGGACAUUAAAUACAAAAGUAAGACUGGAAUAUAAAAGCAAUAACCUUAUAUGAAUAGGCUUAGCAAAAAAUAUAGGAAUAUAUGAUCAAAAUAUUUUGGAAUCUUAUCAUCAAGAAUUUCGGUGAGUCUUUGUGCCUCUAUGUUUGUGGAAGAGGUCUAGGUUUGACUGUAAUGCAAAUGAAUAAUACCUAGUGGCUUUGGGAGUCUCCAUGGAACCAAAAUACCAGAAGUGAAGAGGCUUAGCCAAUUAGCAGUCCGUAGAUGUUCCAAGUUAGACUAACUUCUCCAGGGACCUACAUGCAUUUUCUUUGUUUUCUUUUCUGAGAUUAGAAUAGUCAAUUAUGUGAAUCUGUUCUGCCUGUUAAAAGAGAAAGUGGGCAGGUUUGAAGACUGCCUUUCUAGCUAUGGCUAGUGGGAGAGUAAAACAUUUUUAGACAAGAUGGAAGACAUAUUUUGAGAAGUAAACCAGAAUGCAGGAAAAUUCUAAGGAGAAAAAAGUGAACCAAAAUUAAUGUUGGAAUGUUGGUAAGAAUAAGAAUGAAACAAAAAGAAGGAAUAAAAUAAGAAACUCAACCAUACAAGGUGAAUUUGGAUCUUCCAAAGAAAAGGAAUUUCAUAUUUCAUGAAAUAAUAAUGUGAAUUGUAGACUUCAGCAGUUUUAAGGAGAAAACUACUCAGAAAUUCUCUCCUCCAGGUCAGUGGGGAAUGAUAAUUGUAGCCUGAGAUACUUAUCUGUCACCCAACAGAAUAUAACAUAGAAGAAAGUUAACAAGAAUUAGCAGGAAUUUGGGCAGGUUGAAAUGAUGGUUUGAAAAUAAUACAUGAAAUUUAACAAUAAAAAAAGCAGAGUUCUGCUUUUAGUUGUGACUCAACACAAGUUCACGGGGAAAGACUUGCUGGUUUAAGUAGUCUAUGCGUACAACUUGAUGGGUCUACUAUCAAAGCUAUUGCAAUCCUGGGAUGCAUUUCUGGAGAAAAAGCAAGGAUCAGAUUAAGCAAUGUGAUAUCGCAACCACAUGGAUCAGGUCACUCUGGAAUACUGUAUUUAGUUUCUUAUGAUAUAUUACACAAUUUUUGAAAAUUACAUAAGUAAUACAUGAACAUGGCAAGAGUUCAGACAGAAGAGCAGGGUACAUUUCCCAUUCCCAAAAGGUAAGCAAUUUAAGUUUUCACUUUUAGUAUUCCUAGUGAUUACCAUUAUUACCUUAAUAGUUUUUAAAAAUAUUGCUGUCACUUAAAGAAUAUAGUAUACUUACAUUAACUUCGACAAUACUACCAGUAGACUCUCAAUUUUUUUUUUUAGGUAAAGUAUUUUUGUAGUUUUAGCUCUUUUAUUGGUUAUACUCUAUUUCUUGGUCCUUCGACUUCAAUCAGCAUCUAGUGAUUUUCCAAAACAUAAUUAACAUGUCUAAACUUCUUUUGAUUUCUUUGCCAGCUUUCCUUUUUAAAGCUAUACCAUUACUUCCACACUGUCUAGGUUUAUUCAUCCUGCUUUGUAAAUGUAAGGUUUAUAUGCUUUGUCAAUAGGUUGAUCCAAAAACUGGAAGGUAUUAAAUAGUGUUCAAUAGUGUGUUUAACUGUAAUAUUAUUUACAGCUGUACAAUGAAUGGAUUGACCAAUAGUUUAAUGACUUAUCCUGUAUCACUUAAAAAGUGUCAAGAUUAAAUGAAGUCUUUUUUCUUACUUACUAUCAACUGCAGAAAAUACGCCACAUUUAUUUAGUUUUACAUAUUUGGACUAUGAUUUCCUAGUACAUCCUUCUUUUUUGAGAGUUUCUAAUUACCAUUCUUUUUCCAUGUUGACAAAUAAAGCAGCUACUUUCAUCACACCACUAAAUAUAUCACACCGCUAAAUUAUAUCAGGUUCUUAAUCAUACAGUUUUUGUAAUAGAAUAUUCUAUCAUCUUAAAGUUUGAUAAGAUUUGAAACUUAAAGUUUGAUAACAUAUGAAAAGUCCUCUGACUUAAUCUUUCAGUUUGGAUUUAAUUAUUUCUGGGACUGAUUUAUGGCUGUCCACUAAGAGUUUCUUUUUAAGUGUAACUCUGUGUAAAAUUGACUAUUUCUAACAUCCUAUUUUGUGUUUUUUUUCUUGGAUUCUUUUAAGUUUUUUUGGCUACAUUCUUAAGUUAUGUAUGUAUGUAUUUAUGUAUUUUUUCAGAAUGGGACCGGGUGAUAAACUUUUGGGGCCCUUGCAUAUUUAAAUAUUAUUUCUCCCAUAUAUUUACACAGUUAUUUUUUAAGCUGGUAUGUUAGUUGGGGUUCUUUAGUUGUAAAUAAUAGGAUCAAAUUCUGGCUAACCUAAGUAAAAAUUAGUACAUUGAAAGGAUAGUAGUGACUUCAGGAAUCUUUAGGAAGUUUAAAAAAAUGGGCUGAGCAGGAGAUAAGAACCAAAGCAGCUCAGAAAUCAAUGACUUUCUGGUCUUUUACUGCUGGUACUUCUCUAAUGUUACUAUUCUGAGCUUCUUUCUCUGCAUUUUGAUAUGUUGAUUAAUAUCACAUCAAUGACUUUAUUUCUCAGAAGUUCAUUAUAGCUCUUACAUUGAUGGUUUUUUUUUUUCUUUUUAGCAUCAGUAGGCUUUAUUCUUUCUGGUAUAUUGUUACUAUUAUUGAAUUGGGAUUUCAAAAGAGAAGAGAGGUGACCCAUUUUAAAAGGAUCUUGUCAAGUUGUUAUGUCCAGCAGUAUCUAGAAUGUAAAAAGGUUUGAAAAACAUGUCACAGGAUUUGGAGAAAUAGACUAGUAAUGUUUACUCCAAAGUCUUCAGAUGGAUGACAGUUUAGCAGUCUCCUAUACAGACAAUGUACAGGCUGGAAGAAAAUAUUUGCAAACAAUACUACUGACAAGGGAUUAAUUUCUGAAACAUACAAACAGCUCAUAC
Balaenoptera musculus (blue whale) is the source of this 4940-nucleotide messenger RNA. RefSeq names its product alpha-fetoprotein-like. Lineage: Eukaryota; Metazoa; Chordata; Mammalia; Artiodactyla; Balaenopteridae. The transcript is spliced from 14 exons. The record is from RefSeq and is a predicted model, not a curated record. Gene Ontology annotation, cellular component: cytoplasm; blood microparticle. Gene Ontology annotation, molecular function: fatty acid binding; zinc ion binding. Gene Ontology annotation, biological process: transport. The coding region runs from base 190 to 1986 and encodes 598 amino acids.